AGACCUCUCUUGUGCUUUAUAAGCUCGUCUCCUCCUGCGAAGAGCCGCCCCCGCCCCGACAAAAACCCUAACCCCAGGACGCCUCGGAGAGCUUCUUUGGAGCCAUGGGGGCUUACAAGUACGUGUCGGAGCUAUGGAGGAAGAAGCAGUCGGACGUUAUGCGGUUCCUGCAAAGGGUGAGGUGCUGGGAGUACCGCCAGCUCCCCGCCAUCGUCCGCGUCACCAGGCCGACGCGCCCCGACAAGGCCCGACGCCUUGGCUACAAGGCCAAGCAGGGUUAUGUGAUUUAUCGUGUUCGUGUUAGACGUGGUGGCAGGAAGAGACCUGUUCCUAAGGGUAUUGUUUAUGGGAAGCCCAAGAAUCAGGGUAUCACCCAACUGAAGUUCCAAAGAAACAAGAGGUCAGUUGCUGAGGAGAGAGCUGGUCGGAAGUUGGGAGGUCUGAGAGUGCUCAACUCUUACUGGAUCAAUGAGGAUUCAACAUACAAAUACUUUGAGGUUAUCCUUGUUGAUGCGGCUCACAAUACAAUUCGCAAUGAUCCAAGGAUCAACUGGAUCUGCAAGGGUGUCCACAAACAUCGUGAGCUUCGUGGACUGACUUCAGCUGGCAAGAAAUACCGUGGCCUCCGUGGCAAAGGUCACCUGCAUCACAAGGCCAGGCCAUCGCGCAGGGCAACCUGGAAGAGGAACCAGACACUGUCUCUUCGCCGAUAUCGUUGAGCUUGUUUAUUUAGCUGGUGUUUUCUGGAUUUAAUUUCAGUUGAACUCAAUCCUGUCAUUUUUGGUGUGUUUGUUUUAGCUGUUGCUCGACUCUUGAAAUGUGCUCAAGUCUUGAAGUUCAGCAGUUUAUGGGCUUUUUUGUGGUACAUUUAUUUAUCUCAUUCCAUGUUUGGUGGUGCAUUUAUGCUAGAUUAAUAUAUUGCAUCUAGUCUUGUGGUGA
Molecule: messenger RNA, 939 nt
Organism: Phoenix dactylifera (date palm)
Lineage: Eukaryota; Viridiplantae; Streptophyta; Magnoliopsida; Arecales; Arecaceae
Product: large ribosomal subunit protein eL15y
Biological process (GO): cytoplasmic translation
Cellular component (GO): ribosome; cytosolic large ribosomal subunit
Molecular function (GO): structural constituent of ribosome; RNA binding
Source: RefSeq, a predicted model, not a curated record